Molecule: messenger RNA, 3817 nt
Organism: Dromaius novaehollandiae (emu)
Lineage: Eukaryota; Metazoa; Chordata; Aves; Casuariiformes; Dromaiidae
Product: merlin-like
Exons: 20
Coding region: 593-2701 (702 amino acids)
Biological process (GO): regulation of organelle assembly; positive regulation of protein localization to early endosome; regulation of gliogenesis
Cellular component (GO): plasma membrane; adherens junction; cytoskeleton
Molecular function (GO): integrin binding; actin binding
Source: RefSeq, a predicted model, not a curated record
CAGAGGGCGCUAACAUGCUGCAGUUCAUAGGAAACAAAGAGAAGGGGAUCAACUCUAAAAGUUGUUCUUGACUUUUAUUUUCAGUGGCAGAGCUUGUGAGGGCUGGACAUUGAUGUCUGCUGAAAAAUAUGGAAUUUUGGUUCAAAAGGGAUUUUUUUUCCUAUCCUGGUUCAGAAAAGGAUCUGGGAAGUAAGUCUGCUUCCAACUGGUGACUUUAAGUAACUUCUUUUUGGUUUGAGAGAUUGGGUUUUCUAGCCCUUGAAUCUCUCCUUUGGACUCACUCCAGUUAGCCUGCUAUUUUUCUUGAAGUGUGUUGCCCCAAACUGGACACAAGACGUCAGCAGAAGCUUUACCAGGGACAGCUGGAGGGAGAGGACAUCUCGACUGGUCUCAGUGCUGUCAGAAAGAUGAAUUUCCUCCUGAGCUUCUCCUCCUCACUCUGAAUUGUCUCAAAAUAUUUGUUCCGAUUUCCAUGUGAUUUGGUAACUAACUCAUCUGUUCUCUGCCUCAACUUCCCUACAAGUCAAAAAAGAAAACUUUCAUAUAUAUUUUUCCUCUUAUUAGCUAUUUAGGAUUUUUGGAUGAGGGGCAAAUGCAAAGGUUUCAACGCAAGGGACUGCUGAACUGCAUGGAUGUCGAUUGUAUGGAUCAUGAGGGCUGGAUUGGAGGAUCCCUAGAUGUCCUCAGCCGCAGUGAGAGGCAGACCUCGGGAUCUUGCAAUAUAAGGUGUGGCUAUCAUAAGCUAAAAAAUAUGUCCAUCCGAGGCCUGAAGAAGAAACAACCGAAGACUUUUAAAGUCAAAAUCAUAACAGUGGAUGCUGAAAUGGAGUUCAGCUGUGAGAUGAAGUGGAAAGGAAAGGACUUGUUUGAUCUGGUGUGCCGAGCACUUGGUUUAAGGGAGACUUGGUUCUUUGGCUUGCAGUACACAAUAAAAGGAAUGUGCACCUGGUUAAAGAUGGACAAAAAGGUUUUAGAUCAAGAAAUCCCCAAAGAAGAUCCCAUUAGCUUUCAUUUUUUGGCUAAAUUCUACCCAGAGAAGGUAGAAGAGGAACUACUACAGGAGAUUACCCAGCACUUAUUCUUCCUUCAGGUUAAGAAACAGAUACUGGAUGAGGAAAUUUAUUGCUCUCCAGAGGCAACAGUUUUACUGGCUUCUUAUGCUGUUCAGGCCAAGUAUGGUGACUACGAUCCGAAUUUUCAUGAGCCAGGCUUUCUAGCCCAUGAUGAACUUUUACCCAAAAGGGUCCUCAGGCAGUAUCAGUUGACGGCAGAGAUGUGGGAAGAAAAGAUUACUGCUUGGUACGCUGAGCACAGGGGCAUUGCCAGGGAUGAAGCCGAGAUGAACUACCUGAAAAUUGCCCAAGAUUUGGAAAUGUAUGGUGUCAAUUACUUUCCCAUUGCUCAAAAUAAAAACCAUACAGAUCUCCUACUUGGAGUUGAUGCCAAAGGUAUUCAUAUCUACAGCAUUAAUAACAGGUUCUCUCCAAAUAAGUCAUUUGAGUGGAGCGCUAUCAGAAACAUUUCCUAUAGUGAGAAAGAGUUAACUAUUAAACCUCUUGACAAAAAAGCAGAAGUCUUCAAGUUCUUUUCCUCACAACUCAAAGUAAAUAAAUUGAUUUUGCAGUUGUGCAUUGGAAACCAUGAUCUAUUUAUGCGGAGAAGAAAAGUGGACUCAAUAGAGAUCCAGCAAAUGAAAGCACAGGCCAGGGAAGAAAAAGCUAGAAAAAAGAUGGAGAAUCAAAGGCUGGCCAGAGAGAAGCAGCUCCGAGAAGAAGCUGAGCGAGCCAAAGAAGAGCUGGAAAGGCGUCUUUUUCAGCUGGAAGAUGAAGCCAGGCAAGCCAAUGAAGCCCUGCUCCGAUCCCAGGAAGCAGCAGAGUUGCUGGCUGAGAAAGCUCAGAUUGCAGAAGAAGAGGCCAAAUUGCUGGCCCAGAAUGCUGCAGAAGCUGAGCAAGAACGACAGAGGCUGGAGAUUACAGCUCUGAAAACCAAGGAAGAGAAACGCCUGAUGGAGCAAAAGAUGAGGGAGGCAGAGCUGAUAGCAGUGAAGCUGGUGAAGGAAUCAGACCGGAGAGCCAAGGAAGCAGAACAUCUUAAACAAGACCUGCAUGAAGCCAGAGAGGCUGAACGGAAAGCAAAGCAGAAACUCUUAGACAUAACCAGGCUUAAUUAUCCUCACAUGGUGACCAAGUACCCGCAAUACUCACCAACUGACAUGAGAGAUGCCAACUUUGACAAAGGGUCCAUAAAGCUGGAUUUGAAAGACAUCGACCUCAAGAGACUGUCCUUUGAGAUAGAAAGAGAGAGGUUAGAUUACAUAGAAAAGAGCAAAAAAUUUGAAGAUCGAUUGAAAGAACUGAAGUCUGAAAUUCAUGCUUUGAAAUUAGAAGAAAAACAGUCUGGGCUUUACUGUCAUUGGAAUGAAGUGCUAGGAUCCUUGGAUCGCUCCUUAGGAAAUACCUCGUCACGGAUGAAAACCUUUGAAACUAGAGAUUCAUUGGAUAUAAAUCUUCAAAGACCUUUCCCUGCUUACUCGUUAAAUACUACAAGCAGCUGGCCUUGUACCAACAAAAUUCAACACACAGUGCCAGUGGAAAAGUCAUCAUUUCAAGCAAAUUCCUUGAUUGCCAACAGUGUGGGCACAGGAACCAGAAAACAGAUUAUAAAGGUUCAGCAGCAUGACUCGGAUGUGAUCUACAUUUGAAGCCUCUCAUUUCCUUACCGGACUGGUAGAACCUGGUGACAAUCUGUUUGGCUGCUGCAAAAUGCACCCAUACGAGGACAUUUGCACAGCUCCAUGUGCUGGCAGGCAUUCUCAUUAAAAAGUGGUUCUGUAGAUAGUAUGGUGCCAUUCAGCUUCCAAACAGGCAGCAUAAGCUGGAAGCACUAAAAUUGCCAGGGUAAAAUGGCUAAUGUCUUUGGGUAUAAUGGUAAACAAACCAACCUGGAGGAGCAUUGUGUUUACUUUUUAUGCACUUUUGAAGAAAUGCUUUGUACUUAACUAAACCCUCCUCCCCUAAGUGUUUUUACGUGCGGACUAUCAGUAUGGUACUGUACUUGUAUAGAAAGGAGGCUGGGCAACUAGUGUCCAGGGGGAGAUAUUUGGGAUGAGAAAAAAAAACCAUACAUGAGCCUGGUGCUUAUCCACAUAAUAGAUGAAUUUAGUUUUCAGUCCUGUCCGUGGGGUAUGACUCUCACAGAGCUGCUGAACAUUUUAGUGUUUGCCUGCCAAAUAUUUUCCUUUUUCUCCCCAAACAUUUUUCUGUUCACUUAAUUGAUUUGUGUUUCUCUGCGAGAAAUCUCAGCUUGUAUUUCCAGAUGUAGAGGUGGAUGUCUUCAAAUACCUCUCAUAUUCCUGGGGGAAUCCUUUGUUUGGAAUGCAAAGCUUCUGUUUCUCUCUACAGUUUGUCUAUAUCAAGUACUUUCUGUUGCUUGCUGCUCCAGCAAACUUUGCAUACAUUAACUUGUUUCCCAGUUCUGUGCAACGCAGCUCCCAGAUUAGACAAAGACAAAAGAUGCUAUUGGUGUCUGCUAAAGUUUGACUUGUUUCUGAUAGAGAGGUGCAUGCAAGAAAAUGUCUGCCUCAUUAGUGAAACCUACUCAUGUUUUCUGGUGUUAUGUGUUAAUUGUCUGUUUCACCAAUAAAUCUUCAGUCUGAGGACUUCUGGGGAAGCAGAUGAUACAUGGCUGUAGCUAAAGUAGUAGCACAGUUGAGCAUGAGUUGUGAUGUAAAAAUGGAUGUGAAUGUUCUUAAGUAUCUAGUUCUAAAAGCUAAGAUUAAAAAGAAUGUUUAAUAAAAAGCUUCAAUUUCCACAUCCUA